Molecule: messenger RNA, 5619 nt
Organism: Anoplopoma fimbria (sablefish)
Lineage: Eukaryota; Metazoa; Chordata; Actinopteri; Perciformes; Anoplopomatidae
Product: protein HIRA
Exons: 25
Coding region: 149-3214 (1021 amino acids)
Biological process (GO): regulation of DNA-templated transcription; chromatin remodeling; DNA-templated transcription
Cellular component (GO): nucleus; HIR complex
Molecular function (GO): protein binding; nucleosome binding
Source: RefSeq, a predicted model, not a curated record
GGAUCUUUGCCGCUUUGCCGCUUGAUGCCGCCGCAGAGAUGGAGGACUUAAAUCUGAAAAACAACAGAGUGUCUUGCAGAGUUUGAGACGAAGAGCCUGAUGGAUUUAUAUUGAAUAUUAGACAAGCAGGAAACGAAAUAUUAGGAAAAUGAAGCUGCUGAAGCCGAGCUGGGUGAGCCACAACGGCAAACCCAUAUUUUCAGUUGACAUCCACCCUGAUGGGACGAAAUUUGCAACCGGUGGGCAAGGCGAGGAUUCUGGUAAGGUGAUGAUCUGGAACAUGGCGCCGGUCCUCAGAGAUGAGGACGAGAAGAACGAGAAUAUUCCCAAGAUGCUUUGCCAGAUGGACAAUCACCUAGCGUGUGUGAACUGUGUGCGCUGGUCCAACAACGGGCUGUACCUGGCAUCAGGAGGAGACGACAAGCUGGUCAUGGUGUGGAAGAGAGCUGCAUUCAUCGGGCCGAGCACAGUGUUCGGGUCGAGCAGUAAGCUGGCCAACGUGGAGCAGUGGAGGUGUGUCACCAUCCUGAGGAACCACACUGGAGAUGUGAUGGACGUGGCGUGGUCUCCUCAUGACGUGUGGUUGGCCUCCUGCAGCGUGGACAACACCAUCGUCAUCUGGAACGCUCGCAAAUUCCCAGAGAUGGUGACUUGUCUGCGAGGACACACUGGGUUGGUCAAAGGUCUGACGUGGGACCCGGUGGGGAAAUACAUCGCCUCUCAGGCCGACGACCACAGCCUCAGAGUGUGGAGGACGGUGGACUGGCAGAUGGAGGCCAACAUCACCAAACCCUUCAGCGAGUGUGGAGGGACGACCCACGUCCUGCGUCUGUCCUGGUCUCCAGACGGUCAGUACCUGGUGUCGGCCCACGCCAUGAACAACUCCGGCCCCACCGCUCAGAUCGUGGAGAGGGACGGCUGGAAGACCAACAUGGACUUUGUGGGCCACCGUAAAGCCGUCACCGUGGUGAAAUUCAACCCAAAGAUCUUCAAGAAGAAGCAGAAGAACGGCAGCGCCCCGAAACCCGGCUGUCCGUACUGCUGCUGCGCCGUCGGCAGCAAAGACCGGUCGCUCUCCGUCUGGCUGACGUCUCUGAAGCGCCCCCUGGUGGUCAUCCACGAUCUGUUUGAUAAAUCCAUAAUGGACAUUUCCUGGACUCUGACAGGUCUGGGGAUGUUGGUGUGUUCGAUGGACGGGACUGUGGCCUACCUGGACUUCUCACUGGACGAACUGGGAGACCCGCUGAACGAGGAGGAGAAGAACAGCAUCCACCAGAACAUCUACGGUAAGAGUCUGGCCAUAACCAGCACCGAGGCUCAGCUCUCCACCACCAUCAUCGAGAACCCGGAGAUGCUCAAAUACCAGCAGGAGCGACAGAGCUCGGCCCAGGCCAACCAGGGGCCGGGCAGCGCCGGGCCCGAAUCCUCGACCCCCAAACUCAACAGCGUGAUGAACGGGGAGUCUCUGGAGGACAUCAGGAAGAACCUUCUGAAGAAGCAGGUGGAGACGAGAACCCCAGACGGCAGAAGACGAAUCACGCCGCUCUGCAUCGCUCAGCUGGACACCGGGGAUUUCUCUCCGGCUCUGUUCAACAGCGCUCCCAUCCUGCCCUCGGGCUCCUCCAUGUCCAACCAGCUCACCUCCCAGCUCAGCUCAGACUCCAGCCCGGGACAGGCCUCCUCUCUGGGGCUGAGGCCCGGACACGACCCCAUGCUCACCUCGCCUCCAGCCAACAGCACCGCCAAGGGCCUGGAGGACAACAAGGACGGUGUGAAGUCCACUCUGCUGCUCACUUCCGCCUCCAAGAUCGAGCCAAUGAAAGCUCUGGACUCCAGGUUCACAGAGAGGUCAAAGGCCACACCGGGGGUCACCGCCGUCAUCUCCUCCAUUGGUGGACUCGUGCCUCUCGACAGCAGGCCAAAGGACGGCAUCUCCGCCCUGAAAGACAUGAAAACCAAAGACGACACCAGCAGCGACAGCGAGGACAAGAUGGCCUCCAUCAACAAGAACCUGUCGUUCAGCAAGAGGAAGCCCGAUCUGCUGAUGGACGGAGGGGACGGGGUGGUGGAGAAGAGGAAGAAGGGACGGCCCAGGAAAGACAAGAUGGCCGCCCCCAUGUCCCAGUCCUUCACUCAGAUAACUCUUCCAGCAGAGAGGGAGCCCAGCAGGGUGGCGGCUCCAUCGGCUCCUGUAGCUGCUCUCAAACUGCCAACGCCAAGUAUAAAGAAGGCCUUCAGUCUGCAGGUGAGCAUGGAGCCGUCGGUGUUCCUGGAGGUGGAGAACGAGGUGUCGCUGGUCGCGGGUUCCAAGCUCAGCCAGCUUCGAUGCUCCAGAGACGGACGGGAAUGGAACACGCUGCUGCCCAGCUCAGUGGUCACGGCAGCAGGGAGCAGCGACGUCCUCGCCGUGGCCUGUCAGGACAGGAUGUUGUCCGUGUUCUCUUCCUGUGGGCGGCGGCUCCUCCCCGCCAUCCAGCUGGCCACGCCCGCCUCGGCUCUGCACUGCUCCGCCCACUUCGUCAUGGCUCUGACGGCUGGAGCGACGCUGUCCGUCUGGGACGUUCAGAAACAAAAGGCUCUGGUGAAGAACGAGUCUCUGCUGACCAUUUUAUCUGGUGCUGACACCACGGUGUCUCAGUCUCUGCUGACCCAGCAGGGAGUCCCCGUCGUCGGCCUGUCCAACGGGAAGUCGUACUGCUUCAGCUCCUCUCUGGAGACGUGGACUCUGAUAGCAGACAAAGGAGACUCCAUGGUCCAGUGUGCUGACUUCAGGAGCUGCCUGCCUACCCACGAUGCACCUGUGUCCUCGGGGCCGCUGGCUGUCAUGCAGGGACGCAACCUCAAUGCCGGUCGGCUGGCGUCCCGCCUCUCCUCCACCCCUCACCACCUCCAGCAGAGCAUGACGCUGGCCUUCCUGGAGAACCAGCUGGCGUCCGCUCUGACGCUGCAGUCGGCUCAGGAGUACCGCUACUGGCUGCUCAUCUACGCCCGCUUCCUCGUCAACGAAGGCUCAGAGCACCGUCUCAGAGAACUGUGCAAGGAGCUGCUGGGUCCCGUCCACAAAUCAGCCACCUCGGCCUGGGAGCCCACCACUCUGGGUCUCCGUAAACGGGAGCUUCUGCGGGAGGUUUUACCCGUCAUCGUUGAAAACCUGCGAUUCCAGAGACUGUUCACUGAAUACCAGGACCAGCUGGAGCUGCUGCGCAACAAAUAACACACAAACACACAUAACGCUAAACACACACUCAGACACACAGACACACACACACAGACCGACACAGACAGACCUGGACUCAUCAUGAAACCGGUCCGGUUCAUCCCGGCUAAACUCUGACUCUGCUCUUCCUCGACUUUGGAACCCUGAAGCGCUGAUCCGACUAAAAAAAACAACACAUGCUGGGUGUUUUUGUGAGGAACUUUCUCAAACAUUCAGUCUUCAGCUUUUCAGCCGUUUCGGACGUUUCAGACGCGGUGCGGUGGGUGCUGCUUCUUCUUCUUCUUCUUCUUCUUCUUUUUUUAUUUUUUUGGUCUAAUCAAGAUCUCAAUAUGAACUUUGGUCUUUUGUCAUUUUUUUUCCCUGCUCAAUUUGUUUGAUGCACCUCUCUCUCUCUCUCUUCUGCACUCCUAAUCAUGGACUUAAAAAAAGACGAACUUAAAGAGAGGUCGUGACAGAAAGGUCAAAGGUCGGAUUCCAGCAUCAGCAGCUUUGUGAAUCCUCCUCACGUCUGUUUCCCUUCUUAGACAGAGAGAGAGAGAUAGAGAGAGCAGAAGUAUAAAUCAGAAUGGACGUAAAGGAGCAAUACGCUUGUACCAAAGUGACGCCUUUAAACUGCAGAGAUAACCGCACGCCUCCGUCGGCGAGGUGGAGGAAGGAGGGGCUAAAGACGAAAGGUUUUUUUGAGGGCGGAAUCUGUUUUCUGAGCAUUUUGUCCGUCUUUAAAAGCGACAACGCUAAUGCCAAAACGAUGAGGCCACGGCGAAAAAGAUAAUCAAGUUCAUCACACCGCUGGAAAGUCAAUUUAUAUUCUGAAAAACACAGGAUGGACGUUUAAGUGAGGCCUUCUUACAGCUGAUUGGUCGGGAAAGGUGUCGGUGCUCAAACAAACAGGAAGUGACCGAAUUUAGACUAAAGAGCAAAACAAAAACAAACGGAACGCGUUGUAAAAAGAAAACAGGAAUCCGUUGUAGAUCCACACCUUCAUCUACAACCACGUCAGACAUCCGUACAAGCUGGUCAACGCUAGACGCCGUUUUAUAACAGUUUGACAUGAUAGAUCGUUGCAGCCUCUAAAAAUCAAAUAGGAUUAAAUCUACAGAAUGAUGUUUGUCUAAACAAGGAUUUCACAUAUUCACGGUGCUGAAAAAAACCUCGUUUUGAUUGUGUUGGAUGAAUGAAUUCACAGGCAGGUCUUUAACUAGCGUCUUUAGCGCUCAGAAAGGCAGAAGAGCAGAAUGAUGUUCUCUUUUAAACACACAGGUUUGAUAAAAACUACAGUUCCGUUCUGAUUCCAGGUUAGGAAAAGUUCUACAGCAUUCAUUCACUCCCAACCUGAGCCCGUCACUUUAAUCAUGUGUGUUCCGGGUUAGUCGUAUACCGGUAUCGGCUGAUACACAAGUUCAGACAUCAGAACAUUUCUAAUAAAAUCCUCAACAAUGACUCCUGUGACCUGCAGAGACUUGAACCCUCUCCUCACUGUAACCUCGUGCCACGUUCGAGUCCAGACGGGUUUAUUGUAAAUAUCAGAAGCUGCUGGAGGAAAAUGUGUUGAUGUCAAGAAAAAAAAAUGUAAAAACAAAAACUCAAGAAACUCACACUUUGCUUUGCAAAACAGGCCUCUGAGGUAAAGUUCUCUCUCACAUGUUCCAGACAUCCGGUGCUUUUUUUACUCCUAUAAUCCAACAAAGAGGUUUGUCAAGUGAAGCUGGGAUUGUAGGAUAGUCUUAAUGAAAUCAUGUGAACGUUUGAUCAGAGGUGUUAUCUAUAUAGAUAUAUCUAUAGAUAUGUUUCUCUCUGUUGCCGGGCAAAAACCACUGCAAAGAAAUCCGUUUUCAGAACACAAGGAGGGUUUUUUGUUUGUGUAGGUUUCAAAAGCCAAGCGGUCAUGAAACCCAAACAUGAAGUUCACCUCAAGGAAAAGUACUCGUGUUAAGCCUUUUGUUGUCCACUGCAGCGCUAUUCUGCCAACUCAGUGUGUGUGUGUGUGUGUGUGUGUGUGUGUGUGUGUGUGUGUGUGUGUGUGUGUGUGUGUGUGUGUGUGUGUGUGUGUGUGUGUGUGUGUGUGUGUGUGUGUGUGUGUGUGUGUGUGAGUGUGUGUGUGUGUGAGUGUGUGAGUGUAUAUAUAAAUGCUUAGGCAGCAGGUUUACUGCUGUAUGUGGCUGCACAGUGAGGAGAGCGAGCAGCGCUGAGAGGAAGAGUUCAUCUUUCUUUACCAAUCUGUACAGCGUUUUUCUUUCUCUUUUUGGUUUCUUUAUGCCGUUAGUCAUUUUUAAAUGUUUGUACAAGGCGACUUUUUUUUUUUUGUUUGUUUCCAUUUUCUAUAAGAAAAAGAAGGAAAAAAAUGGGCAGAGACGAGCUGAACUUUUUCUUUUGAAGAAAUAAAGUGAAAAGAAACAGAUGAA